Molecule: messenger RNA, 1080 nt
Organism: Plenodomus lingam JN3
Lineage: Eukaryota; Fungi; Ascomycota; Dothideomycetes; Pleosporales; Leptosphaeriaceae
Source: RefSeq, a predicted model, not a curated record
AUGUCCCUGUCGGUCAAGUCGCUCAACGGUGAUAGCUCCUUCCUGCUGGUCUUCAGUCCCCCACUGGCUCCACUUUCCUCGCCUGGACAGUUCCCAGGCUCCUUCACCAUCCUCCUCGACCCCUGGCUUGUCGGCCCCUCCAUCAUCCUCAACUCGCUCUUCUCCAUUUCCCAGCAAAAGCACCAGCCAUGCAUUCCCCACCUGAAAGAGCUCCCGCUCGAGCCGGACCUGGUCUUGGUCUCGCAACACAAGCCAGACCACUGUCAUGAAGAAACGCUGCGCCAACUACCAGCAGACUGCGAAUCCACCAUCCUUGCCAUACCGCCGGCUGCCAAGAAGAUCCGCUCAUGGAAGCAUUUUCAUCCCGACCGUGUGCACGCCCUGCCCAAAUAUGUCGACCGAAACAAAGACUCGGUCUACCGCAUUCUUCUGCCGCCGCCAACACCCCGAGGAACCUGUGGGGAAGUGACCGUGACGUGGCUGCCGGCCAAGCGAGACGUGUCUGGAGUACACCAUGCCAUUGGCAUCACCUAUCGGCCUCCCUGCACCGUUCUCUCGCACUCGAGCCCGAAUCACUAUCUGGACUUGCCCAUGACCCCACCGCCUUCUCCAGACUCACGCAUGACCAUCACCGCAGCAUCACCGCGCACCAUUGUGCCUUCGCCAAACCAGGAUCGCGAAAAGACAGUUUCGGUCCUCUACUCGCCGCACGGCGUCUCUUAUGACAUCAUCAAGCCCUAUGCAACAGGCCAUCUGGUCUCGGAAUCGGCCCUCCCAUUGACAGCCUUGCUACACUCGUUUGACUGCGUGGAGAACCCAUGGUGGCUAGGGGGUACCAUCUCUGCAGGAUCUCCUGGAGGCCUGGAGAUGGCGCAAAACUUGUAUGCCAAGGCCUGGAUUUCAGCGCACGACAGUGACAAGGACAAUCGCGGCUGGGCUGUGAAGCGGACCCAGAUUGCAAAGUCUGCGGUGGAGGAAAUCAGGGCCAUGUUGGAGGAGGGGAACAGGGGGAAGGGAGUACAAAGGACCGAUGUGGUUAGCCUCGCUCCUGGCGCCGAGCACCGCAUUGGGCCUGGAUGA